AUGGGUCUUCCGAUCACAACAUUAUAUGCGGACAAACAAUCAACUACUAUAAAUGUAGCAAGAAGUGUCCUGUUUAUGGGUGCAGUUCCUGCUGUGACUGAGAAUCUGAUUGACCCGCGAGAGGUUGUUCUGGUCUUUGCGGACUCCAUGGGAGUGGUGGAUUGUGAUGAUACUGGGGAUGAUCUGAUUGUAGAUUUUGAUGAGGGUGAGAGUUUGGUGGCUAAUCUAGCUGAGAAGUUGGUGGCUGCAAAAGCUGAAGAGUUAAGCAAGCUAUUUCAGGGGAGUUUGUCAAUGACUGAAUAUGCCUUAAAGUUUGAUAGACUGGAAAAGUUUGCAAUGGAACUAGUGGCCAUUGAUGGGACCAGAAGGGAGAGGCCUAAACGAGGGAAUCAUUUUGCUGUCACUGUUGUCUAUGCUCUGAAUGGAAAUAAUGAUCGCAAACAGCUUUGGAAAUAUAUUGGACUUAUUGCUCAAGGUACUAAGAUUCCGUGGAUUGUUGGAGGAGAUUUUAACUCUGUUUUGUCUACUGAAGAGAGGCUGAAUUAUCAUGAGGGGAAAGCUCGGGUGUGUGCAAAGUUAGAUCGGGUCUUAGCAAAUAAUGCUUGGUUGGAUACUUUUCCAACGGCUGAAGUUAGUUAUCUUCCAGAGGGUGUCUUUGAUCACUCACCAGGAAUUCUUUCCAUAUACCCGAAUACACAUGACAGUCAUAAACCUUUCAGAUACUUUAAUUAUUGGAGCUCUUUGGAAGAUUUUACUGGUAUUGUCCAAAAAGGGUGGAGUGAGAUAGUUGAAGGUCAUCCAAUGUACAGAUUAGUUAAAAAACUUAGAAUGCUAAAACAAGGACUCAGGAGGUUACAUCAGCAAGGGAAAGGAGAUCUUGGUUUGCAAGAUUCGGAAGCUUAUAAAAAUCUGCUUGAUAUUCAGGAGACUUUAAGGGAGCAUCCUCGGAAUGGAGAGCUUAUUACUCAGGAAAUUCAGGCUAGGAUGAAAUUUACUGAGAUUCACAAGCAAUACUUACUUUUUUUAAGGCAGAAAGCGAAAGCAAAAUGGAUUGCUCUAGGUGAUGACAAUACCAAAUUAUUUCAUGCUAGUAUGAAACAGAGGAGAAUGCAAAACACUAUUUAUUCGGUCGGAAACAGAAAUGGAGAUUGGGUUACUGAGCAACAUGAGGUUACUCGAGCCUUUUUGGAUUUCUAUGAUCAUAUACUAGGAUCCAAAAUGGGUUCAAGAACCAGGGUUCACAACAGUAUAAUCCAAGAGGGUCCGAUGGCUCCUGGACCAGAUGGAUUCAGCAGUGGUUUCUUCAAAGACACUUGGAAUAUCAUUGGGGAAGAUUUCACAACUGCUAUACUUUCAUUUCUCCACACAGAGAGGAUUCUUAAGGAAAUUAAUGCCACAUCCAUUACUCUAAUUCCUAAAAUGGCUUGUCCUGACUCAGUGAGUGAUUAUAGACCUAUUGCUUGCUGCAAUGUGGUCUAUAAAGUGGCAACCAAAAUGAUAUGUUCUCGCCUCCGAAACAUCCUUCCUAGCAUUAUUUCUGACAAUCAAAGUGGAUUUGUUCGAGGUAGGCAAAUAGUUCAUAAUAUCAUGGUUUGUCAAGAUUUGGUUCGGGGUUAUGAUAGGCGAAGGGCAAAAUCAUCUUGUAUGUUCAAAAUAGAUUUACAGAAAGCUUAUGAUACUUUAGAUUGGGAUUUCCUUCAAGAGAUGAUGCUGGCUUUAGGUUUCCCUACAAAGUUUGUGUCAUUAAUCAUGGCUUGUGUUUGCACCCCGAGGCUCUCCUUUAUGGUUAAUGGAUCCCUUCAAGGUUUUAUUCAACCUAAAAGGGGUCUCCGUCAAGGUGAUCCUAUGUCUCCACUGUUAUUCAUCAUUGGAAUGGAGUAUCUUUCGCAUAUUUUGAAGAAAGUGGCUAAUCUUACUAGUUUUCAAUUUCAUCCGAGAUGUAAAAGUAUAAAGCUGACGCAUUUAUGUUUUGUGGAUGAUUUACUACUUUUUUGCAAGGGAGAUUACAAGUCGGCCAGCUUGCUCUUACAAGGUUUCAAAUUAUUCUCCAAUACUUCAGGGCUUCAACCUAAUAUGGGGAAAUCGGCAGUCUUUGGGGCAGGUUUGGACACUUGCACUCUAACUCGUAUUGAACUAAUUUCUGGUUUUCAAAGAAGUUGUUUGCCAUUUAGAUAUCUUGGUUUGAAAAUAUGUUCCAAAAGGUUAUCUUUAGCUGAUUGUGAGUGUUUAAUUAUUAUCCUGCCUAAAAGUGUUGUACAGAAAAUUAACCAGAUUUGCCGAGCUUACCUUUGGAAAGGUAAUGACAAGUUUAAUGGAUCUGGGAAUGUUUCUUGGACUGAGAUUUGUCAUUCGAAAAAAGAAGGUGGUUUGGGAUUCAAAGACACUGCUUUAUGGAAUCUUUGUGCUAUGGGGAAACAUGUGUGGGCUAUCUCUAAUAAGAAAGACAAUUUGUGGGUGAAAAUGGUUAAUUCAGUCUACAUUAAAAAGUGUAGUUGGUGGACUUAUGAAGCCCCUGCUGAUGCUAGCUUGUAUUGGAAAAGAAUAGUACAGACUAAAGACAAACUAAAACAGGUUUUUUCUGAAUUAGAGUUCUAG
Molecule: messenger RNA, 2595 nt
Organism: Humulus lupulus (European hop)
Lineage: Eukaryota; Viridiplantae; Streptophyta; Magnoliopsida; Rosales; Cannabaceae
Exons: 7
Coding region: 1-2595 (864 amino acids)
Source: RefSeq, a predicted model, not a curated record